Molecule: messenger RNA, 291 nt
Organism: Akanthomyces muscarius
Lineage: Eukaryota; Fungi; Ascomycota; Sordariomycetes; Hypocreales; Cordycipitaceae
Exons: 2
Coding region: 1-291 (96 amino acids)
Source: RefSeq, a predicted model, not a curated record
AUGGAGCUCAAGGGUCACCACACUGACAGACCGAAUCCGCACCCGCACAUCUCGCCCGCGAUGAAGAACAAAGCCCCCCAAAAAGCCAAGAGAGAGCAGAAAAACGCAAGACGCACACCCCCGACGAGCUGGCUAUUAAUACCGCUUCCCUCCUCGCCAUCCAUCUUCCCUUUCUCUUCCUUUCUUCUUCAGCCCAAACAGCCCAUUCACAACUACAGCAGCACGCUUUUGACUUCGGUCGUCCAUUCUUUCACCACAACUUCCAAAGCUUUCGCUUUAGUCACUCUUUAA